CUGUAUGGCGAAUACUGCUGUGCAAAUGCUGAAGAGCGCGAAUGGGAUGCACUUGUAACCACCGUUUUCAGAAACUGUGAAUUCUGAUGAUUUGUCGACGGAUGUUUGUGUAUCGGUGCAGCAAGUCUCCGUUCUAGUUCCCCCGCAUCUCGGAAGGGCACCUGCUAUGGCUGAGGGCGGCUCGCGUUACAACACUGGAGACCGUAGGCAUGACGGAUCUUUUGGACAGAAGCUACCACCCCUAUACAUCUACCUUAAGAGGGUUCUUGACAAGUAUCCGGAAGGUGGACAAAUAUUAAAGGAGCUUGUACAGAAUGCCGACGAUGCAAAGGCGCGGAAUGUGGUGUUCCUCUACGACAAGUCCGAGCAUCCCCGUCAGAGACUUUGGUCAAACGCUCUGGCAGACUUCCAGGGCCCUGCACUGUUCGCCUACAACGAUGCUUCCUUCACCCCGGAAGACUGGGAUAACAUCCAACAUCCUGAUCAGAGCGGCAAGCGUAAGGACCCAACGAAGAUUGGACGGUUCGGGCUUGGUUUCAUCUCUGUUUUCCAUCUCACAGAUAUGCCUUGCAUCCUCAGUGGCAGCCAAAUUGGAUACCUUGAUCCACUGGAAGAGCACUUCACCUUUGAUCCUUACACCAACACAAGGUACGUGGGAGAACGUGGUAAGAAGUGGACAUUGUCUGCUGAAUUGUUGAGAGAUUUUCCUGAUCAGUUCUCUCCAUUCCUCUCAGAAUUGUUUUCAUGCAACGAAGCUACGUUUGAAAAUGGUACAUUUGCUGGUACCGUCUUUCGCUUUCCGUUACGCAAAAAGCCAUCGAAACUGAGUUCGUCAGUGUUCCAAGAUGAACAUCGAGUCCAAGAACUUUUUGACUCCUUCCAGAUAGAUUCCGAGCUGUCUCUGCUCUUCUUGAAGAAUGUUGAGUCUAUUGCUGCCUAUGAAAAGUGUCAAAGUCAGGAGCAUCCGAGACUUGUGUUUAAGGUUCAUAUCCGCCCGGAAGACCGUCAACAAGUGCAUUUGAACAUGCAGACUUUCUUGACUAAGGUUCCAGAACGACAAGAUUUUCACAUUCUUACUUGUCUUCACAUAGAGAGUCAGCUUGGACCACAAGCAACUCAGAAUGUCAGCAGCUUCAUGCUUUUAAACGCCUUGAAGAAUAACAACAUACCAGGUGUUCUCAAAGCUCUAAUCGACGACGAGGAGUUGAGGUUUCUGCCUUGGAUGGGGAUGUCUUUCCGGAUGCAGUCAACCAGCAAGAAAAGCACCGAGGAGCGGCACGGUCGUGUAUUCUGCUUCCUGCCGUUACCAGACAGUGAGACGUCUGGCCUACCUGUCAGUGUGCACGGGUACUUUGGGCUCAGUGACAACCGUCGCAGCAUCAAAUGGCCAGAUCAAGAGUCUCAACAUGACAAAAAAGCACAAUGGAACAAGCUACUCAUAACAGAAAUGCUCCCUGAUGUAUACGCUCAGUUACUCUUAGCUGCGAUCAGAAAGAGUCAAGAACAGCCAGAGUGCAUGCCCCCCAGAGAUGUGUACAAAGGGUGGCCUUGCAAGAAGGAUGUUAAGACGGAAUGGUUAGAGGGUGUCAGAAAAUUCAUCAGAUCGCUGAGGGAUCAAGCCAUUUUCCUCACUGACCAAGGAUCUUGGGUGAAGUCAACUGACGUGUACAUCAACGCGAGAAACGAUGAUUUAAUUUCAAAGGUAUUGAUGCAGAAGGAAUGGCCAGUGGCACGACUGCCAGAUCAUGUCCUGGAAUCUCUGGAUUGGGCAGAUGUUCUCUACCGGCCAGUCACACCAGCUAUUCUAAGAAACUGCGUUCGGGGCGACCUUUUGCAGUUCCUCACACGCGAUGAGAAGCUCCAGCUUCUAGAGUAUGUCACAAGCGACUGCACGACUGACCUGGGAGGCCUGUACCUACUCCCUUUAGCCAGUGGCAAAUUUGCGUCGUUUAGUCGGAAUUCGUCAACAGUGUUCAUCGCAACCGAGUACAACCCCAGUGCACUUAUUCCUAAUGGAGAAGGAAGGUUUGCCGCCCAUGACAUGCCCGCCGUCUUGAAGAAUUCCCCAUCGCAGUCAUGUACUCAGCUGAAGACACUAGACAUCACAGAUGUUGCACCACUGGUGCUGGAAAUGUUGCCAGACCAGUGGAGCAACUUCUCGGGAAAUGACAUUCUGCCAUGGUCCCCGGGUUUCAACCAACAUCCGCCAUCUGAGUGGUUGGCAAUUAUCUGGGAAUGGCUGGCGAGCAAUCACAUACAGCAGCCUCUCACUGACUUUAGGAACAUGCCACUUAUACCCAUGCCAGGCGAUCGCAUGGCAAGGCUGAGAGAAAACGGACUGAUAUUUAAAAUGCAGCAAUCGACACCAGAUCCAGCAUGCCUUUCAGAAGAUGUCUGUUGGUUUCUUGAGACAGUUGGCGCAGUUGUUGUUCGUCAUAAGCUCCCUUCCUGUGUUGCUCAUCACCCAGAUCUCAACGGCUUCGUCAAGGCCCCAACCCCCAAAGGUGUAAUGACCAUUCUGGAGACAAUGAGUCGAAAACACAGCAUCCAACACAUCUGUGACGCUGUGGAGAGUAUGUCCGCAGGCGCCAAGGACGAGUUACGAGGUUUGCUCGCCCAACCUCAAUGGGGGCCGACAUAUCACCAAAGGGAAAUACUAAGACAGUUACCGCUGUUUGUUGCGAGCUCUGAAGAUUACGUGUCACCUGAAAGCUGUGAAGCAGCGGUUCAGUCCGACUACUUUGGCUUACCAAUCCCUUCUUUAAGGGAUGGUGCAAAGUAUAUCCUUCUAAGAAACAUCAGUGAUAACCUUGCGUUAACGUUAGACGUCCGCAACCUGUCCAUUGAGCAGCUGCUCGCCCAGAAUGUUCUACCCGCAGUGGCUGAUAAAUUCUACAGUUCCGAGGCAUCAGUUAAGAUCAUGACUUGGGUGCUCGAGAGGCCUCAAUUCGAUAAUCUCGUCAGGGAAGUUGAGUUUAUACCUAAAGCAACAGCACCCCGACAGCUGUCUCGUCCUAAGGAUCUGUUCGAACCUACUACCACACUUCAGGUGCUAUUUAGAGAUCAGGAUGUCUUUCCCACUGGUGCUUACGCAGAGAGGACACAGCUCACGUUCUUAAAACGUGUCGGUUUGAAGAAUCAGUCCGACGUCACAGUUGUGGAUAUAUUAGACGUUGCAGACCAACUGUCCGAAACCCAAGACACGGGCCAAGCAGAUUAUGAAAGGGGAAAGGCCCUACUGGAGCACAUCAACCACAACCCACAUGUCCUACUUGAAAGCGUUGCAAGAAAUCACACAGAUGGUCCAUUGCACACGUUCCUCGAGAAUCUUUGUUGGGUUCCAUGUGAAGAUUCACCACCGCCAGACUAUCCUAUCUCUGCUGGAUGGAAGGGAAAUUCAACAACUCUGUACUCGCCAAAGUGUGUCGGGAUGAUUGAGUCAGCCUUACUUUAUGGUUCAGUACUGCCACUUGUCUUCCUUCAAAACACGAGAGAGGACAUACUGCGUGCAUUCGGUUGGAGUAAAAAUCCAAACCCAAACGACCUUCGAGACAUCGAAUUGGUCGUACGACAUCUGAAAAAUAUUGCCAACUCUUUUCAGUCUUCUCAGGAGCUGUAUUCAUUUACUCGUUCGGUUUCGUUGAUUUACAAGUUCCUGGGCGGAGCAUCGGACACAGACCUUGACGAAAUCUUCGAAGUCUACAUGAAUGGGUCUCAGCCAUGGAUAUGGCAUGGCUCAGGAUUUACCACGCCAGACAAAAUAGCACUGAGCAGUGGCAACCUUGGCGUCAGUUUGGUACCCUAUCUGCAUAUCGUACCCAAAGAUAUGCAGAAGCAUAGAGCUUUACUUUCCAGCAGGGGCGUCCAAAAAACGUUUCAGGAAAAAGAACUUAAUACAGUUCUUCAUUGUGUGCAGCAGAAAAAUCAAACCAAGCAGAUUCCAAGCAAAGAAGACUAUCAAACUGAUUUGAAUCUGGUCUGCAAUAUCUUGAGGUACAUCGUUGAUCUGGUUGAUUUUAAUACUCAGACGUCAAGGAUCUUAGUGCCAUGUAGAAUGGUAAAAGGCGAGAGGCGCAUUAAAAUGGUAUCGGCUCCAGAAUGCUUAUAUGUAGAUGAAGAGAGACUAGCCCAUCAGCUCUAUGAUGAAGAGACCCAGGAAGAGUUCGAUAAGCCAGUCAUCCACGAGUCUGUAUCAAACGAUUUAGCUCAGCGCUUGGGAUUACUUCCUCUCAGCCACUUUCUCGCCCCUGUGGAUGAAGUAGAAUAUGAUAUGGCGGGCCCUCAUGAGACGACAGUCAACGCUAUCAAGCGAAAUCUGGACAUGUACAAAAAUGAUGUAGACAUAUUCAAAGAGUUGAUACAGAAUGCUGAUGAUGCGGGUGCGACGGAGGUGAAAUUCCUGCUUGAUUGGCGCAGAAAUGAGCAAACUGCUUACAACCUUCUCGGUGACGGGAUGAAGGCAUGCCACGGUCCGGCUCUCUGGGCUUACAACGACGCCCGUUUCUCAAAAGACGAUAUCAAGAACAUCUGUAGUAUAGCUGCUCAAAGCAAAAAGCAUCAGUUGGACAAAGUUGGACGAUUUGGUUUGGGAUUUACAUCAGUCUACCAUCUGACAGAUGUUCCUAGUGUCGUCAGUGGCCCCUAUGUCUUGAUCUGUGAUCCGAGAACAAUUCAUCUUGGAUCACGAGUGAAGCCAGGACAGCCGGGAAUCAAGUUGGAUUUGACAAAUGACCGGCAUCGUAGGACGCUGAAGAGUUACCCAAACCAGUUCCAACCUUACAAUGGCAUUUUCGGCUGUGACCUCAAGGCCUCAACCAAAGGCUACGACCAUACACUGUUUCGGUUACCACUGCGUACGGCAUUUGGAGCUGAUAGCCAGAACCCCAAUCAGCUUUCGGACUUUAUUUGUGACUCUAGGGAGAGUGUUUUCCCAUUGAUAAAGUCCCUAAAGGAAUCUUCAGCUACUUUGUUGCUUUUCACUCAGAACGUGGUGAAAGUUAGUCUUCAGGAGAUGUGGGAAAAUGAUACUGAACUGGAUAACAUUAUAUCUGUCACAGUUUGCAGAGUUCAGCAAAUGCCCCGCUCAAUAUCAGUGACUGCUAGUGAAGAAAGUGACGUGGCAGUAGAACGCAAUUUACUCAGGGCGACAUCAGUAUGCAUGAACGACCCAGCCUCACCUCUGCCAGAAACAACCAUGAUCCUGAAGAUCACCCAGAAGUUUGGAAGACGGGGUGAAAAUGGUGAGACUGCAGAGACAAUCAAAGACUGGAAAUUCAUCACAAGUUCCUGCAUGGCAAAGGGGAAGAUUUCAGAUUUAGCCAAAACUCAUGAAGGGCAGAAAGCAGCAGUUUUGCCUUGCGGCGGAAUCGCUGCCCAAUUAGUUGAAAGUGAUAAAGGCUCUCUGAAACUUGAGCCUGUAAAAGGAAGUGCUUUCAGUUACCUGCCACUCAAUGUUUUGACGGACUUGCCCUUCCAUGUGAACGGCAAUUUCUUACUGCAGCCAAAUCGUCGGCAGUUGUGGGGUAAAUCCUCGUCUGGAACGGAAGAAUUUGAGGUUCGUUGGAAUUGCUGCUUCAUGGAGUCGGUAUUGCGCGAUUCGUUGCUGAAUUUACUCCAAGAUCUACAAACGUUGCAAGAACAGAACAUCAUAGAUGCUCGUAAUUUCCAGAGUCUCUGGCCAAAGAGGAAGGCAUGCGACAGCAAUUUCCACCCGUUGGUGGAUUCCUUCUAUCAAUGUAUUGGGAGAGAAAACAGCGCCCCGGCAGUGAUUUUCAAUGAAGGUCGAUGGUUGACGGUUCAUGACUGUUUUUUCACCGACUGGACUGCUACUGAUUCUGAAAGCUUGAAAUGUAGCGUCACGGCUUUGCUUGCCAAGAAUCAACAUCCGAAGAGAUGGGUGGAGCUGGAAACAGAUGUUAUCAAUAGCAUCUUCGAAGCUGGUGCAAACAAAUGCUUUGAUAAAAACACCUUUAGUGUCGAGCGAUUCCUGCGAAAGGUCUUUUUUCCAGCUCUUGUAAAUGGUGAACAAAUUGAGCCCGAAAACAUAAAGGAAAUAAUCCUGCAUGUGCUAGAUCUCCGUCUCCCUGGAAGGAAUGUUACAAUGUAUGAUGAAGAGUUGAAGAAGACAAAAUGUGUGCCUGCCUCACCAAACGGCGACAAACUUUUGUCUCCUAACCAGUUGGUGAAUCCCUGUACGUCAAUAGCAACACUCUACAGCGAGGAAGACUGCCGGUUUCCACAUGGCACUGAAUUUCGCUUACCGGCACGCCUUGUGUCCUUGACCCAGCUUGGCAUGGCAUCGGAUGACUUGUCUUGGGAAGACAUAUGUGAACGAGCUGAGUCAAUGCUGAACGGUGAUCAGACCGGAGGGAGGAGUGCAGUGCUGCUGAAGCUGAUUAGUGGAAAGCUCAAAAACUCUGACCAACCCUCGUCAGUCCAGAAGCAGCGAAUCUUAAUGGCAAAUAUUCUCCCUGUGCUGAAAAAGCCUUGUGACUACCCAGUCAAAUGGUUCAGCUGUGACGAUGAGUUUAUGUCUGCCGAUGGACUCUACGCAUACUGCCGCAAAGAUUUAUUGGGAUCUGUUCAGCCACUUUUGGACGACGAGAGACUUGGCCCAGAAGCGUUAAGUCCUCGAAUCAAGGAUUUCCUAGGCAUCCAUGCAAAAGAAAUCAAAGUCACGGAUGUCAUACAACAACUGACAGUGCUUAUGUCCUCUGAGAUCGUGCCACAAACAUCGUCAGUCGUGUCUGGCAUGUACGCCUUCCUGCAGCGUACACUCUGUGAUGUGAAUUCUGGAUUACAGUUUGGUUCACCCCGCGUAACAGUAAGAGAGAAACAUCGUGCUAUAUUUGACAAGCUUUGCACUCUUGGGUUUGUCUUAUGCGGUGGGUCGUUUCGAGAAUGCAAACAACUGGCUUUCGAUUACAGUGCCCGAAGUGGACCGUAUUUGUUUGGAGUUCCUCUUGAACUGAGAGAGUUCAGGAAUCUGCUGAAGCUUUGUGGGGUGAGAGAAAAUUUUGAGGUGAAAGACUACCUUCAAACUCUGGAACUGUUGAAGGCAAAGUAUGGAGACAGCCCACUUCAAGAACCUGAUCUUAAAACUGCAAAAGAAAUGAUAUCUGAAAUUGUUUCAAAGUCAAAAUAUGAUCCAGAAGAAACCAAAAACAGCUUGAAGGAUGUCAAUAUCUUCAUCCCUGACAAUUGCAGCAUCCUGCGAACACCGUCAGAACUAACUUUCAAUGACGUCGACUGGGAAGGAAAUUGGGGAAGCAGUAUCUACACACAUCCAGACAUCUCCUACAAUCACGCUAAAGUCUUUCACAUCAUCACACAGAGAGAAAGGCAGCUUGCAACAUGUUCUUCAUCCAGCGGUUUCGAAAUGGAUUUUGGGCAAUAUGAAGAACUCACAGAUCGUCUGAGUGGUAUUCUCAGAUCCUAUCCUAAUGUUUCUGACGUCUUCAAAGAGCUGCUUCAAAAUGCGGAUGAUGCCGGCGCCACAGAAAUACAUUUCGUGUACGAUCCUCGCAGUCAUCAGUCAAAGAAAGUGGUAUCAGACUCUUGGGCUCCUGUACAACAACUACCAUCUUUGUGUGUUUACAACGACAGACCUUUCACUGAAGCAGACAUCAAGGGAAUUCAGAAGGUAGGAGUGGGAGGGAAGAGAGAUGACAUUGCAACAACUGGGAAAUUUGGUAUUGGUUUCAAUGCCGUUUACCAUCUGACAGAUUGUCCAAGUUUUUUGAGCAACAGCGACACGUUGUGUGUGUUUGACCCCCUACUGAGGUAUGUUCAAGGGACGCAAAAGACAUCCCCAGGUAGAAGGUUUUCAACUAGUGAUGAAUUCAGAGAGCUGUAUCCCGACAUGUUGAGUGGAUAUCUGGAAGACAUUGAGACAUUCUUCGGAAAGAAAGGGACAGUGUUCCGCUUUCCCCUCCGAAAAGAGGCAUCUGCAAUUUCGAGCAAAGUUUACUCCCCGUUAGCCAUGUAUAAACUGCUAGGUGAUUUCCAGAAGGUAUCUCAAGACGCUGUGCUUUUCUUGAAUAACAUCAACACUAUCACCAUUUCUCAUGUUGACGAGAAGACAGGUCAUCUUCGUCAACGGUACAACAUCAAUGCCAAGUUAGCAGACGAAGACUAUCAAGGACGCAUGAAACUUGUCGACCACUUGAAGCUGUUCAAGGAGCUCCCGUGUCAGGAAAUUGAGCCUAUGUCAUGUGUCUACAGUGUUGCGACGAAGGAUUCAACAGGUACUAUGAAGUCUUGGUUGAUUUCCCAAAUGCUGGGUUUUAAAGAUCUUGAUAUCAAUAUGCAAGAGUUGUCUAGUGCGGCAAGUCUGAAGAAGCCUCUGCCGAGAGGGGGAGUGGCGGCAUUGAUGAAUGGCAGCAAUAAAGAAGAAACCGGGGGUGCGGGAUAUAAAGCUUACUGCUUUCUGCCACUGCCGAUAUACACAGAGUUACCCGUGCAUGUCAAUGGGACAUUUGAGUUAGACGCUGCAAGAAAGAGUCUUCAGAAGGGUGAUGCUUAUGCUGGAGUUUUGGAAAGUUCGAAGGACGGCCUUAUCCACAGAUGGAACAGGUUGCUAGUACAACACGUGAUUGCUCCGGCAUAUGCUGAAUUGAUCAAACACGCGGGCAGAAACAUGCUUGGAGAAGUCAAAGCGAAGAAGUCGUAUAAAGAACAGCUGAUUCCAUACGAUAACAUCUUCCCUAAGAAUUUGGAGGUAUUACGUGGGGAAUGGCGUCUUUUGGCUGAGGCAACACUGCGCUACAUUGGUAAGAACGAGCUAGAGGUCCUGCCUGUGGUGAGACUGUCUGGCAAGAUUAGCUGGCACCAUCCGAGCAGUGACACGAGUCUGGCGUUUUUCGAUGGUUUGGAUGAAGGCGAUUCCAGUGUGUCCGAGAAGGCAGAAAUGUCGAACCAGUCAGGUACCUCAGCCUUACUGCGUCCAUUUCUUCUCAACGUUGGCUUUAAUCUGUUAGUCAGCUCCUCAGAACUAUGCCGGGCAUUUCAAGCCUGCAAUGUUCAAGCCAAGUUCGUAUCUCCGGGGGCUGUUGUGCGACACCUAUUAUCUGAGUCAGUAAUCGCACCAGAUUUGCCAGCUCCACUGACGAAGACCGCAUACAAAAAUUUUAAAACGCUCAGCGCGGUGCUCGAAUAUUGCCUUGGCGGCGUUACGAAGCCCCUGGAGCUUCGCAGCCUCCCACUUCAGCUUGCGAAUGAUGAUACUCUAAGUCAGUUUACUGCGGAAGAUGGGCUGUACUUGACAAGACAUUGGAAGGUGCUGCCUACCCUCGGUGGCAUGUUCCUCCACAAAGAUCUGGUGACUUUAUGUACUGGUUGGUUUGAGAAGAACGGCAUUUCGAAUGAGGCUUUUACUAGUGGAUUAUUCAAGAGGUUUACCAUCGUUGAGUUAGGCAGGUACUUGGAAGAGCAACUUCCACAGGAAUGGCGAUGGUGCAAUCUACAUGUAGAAUGGAAACCUAAAAAGAAAGGUCACCCGUCAGAAACUUGGUUGAAAGACUUGUGGAGGUUCAUAUGCAGUGAGACGACCGAAGAGAAACCACAGCAGUCCCUCCGACCUAUUGAGAACUGGCCAAUAUUUCCUACAACGGCUGGAAAAUUGGUGCCGCCCACCAAAUCGAAGACGAUCUUGUCCCUCCACACUUUAGGUACUGGUACGCUUGGAUUUGGGUUAAAAUUGGCUGGAGUACUUCGCAAACUAGGUCUGCCGGAAAUUGCGAAGGAGCGAAUGUGCCAUGGAAAUACAAUACGUCCACCUGAAGAGCUUACAGUGAUACUUGAAGAGUACUUAACAUUGCCAAAGUCACACGGAGACGUAGCCAAUGUAAUCCGGUUCAUGUCAGAAACAUGUCUCCCAGUCGGUAACCUUGAACCUGCAGAAUGCGACACUCUUUUGCAUUACUUCCAGGAAGGACUCAGUGAUAAGACGUUGUCAACUCAGAAUAUCCAGACAAUCAAAAUGCUCCCGAUUUUCAAGCUUCGUGGUGUAAAUAAGAUCAUAGACAUUCAACUUCCUCGGCGUUACCACACUUUUGAGGGAUACAUGUUGAUGGAGGAAGCAAAUAUCUGGAUGGAGAACAUGAACUGUGUUUUCCUCGAAGUUCAUCCCACCUUGACUUUGAUCUACAAGGAACUUGGAAUAUCGCCCAUCACACACGCUGACAUCUACUUGAAGUACAUUCUUCCAAGUUUUGACCUGUUCACAGAGAAGGCAAGAAUCAGACAUGUCGUACACAUCAGGGACCAAAUCCUUAACAUGUAUCAAACUUUACGGGAAGAUAGAGACGCGAUUAUUAAUCGCCUUACUCAUAUUCCGUUCAUUCGUGAUCAGUCGAACACUCUGAAACCUGCAAGUCAUUUCUAUGACCCACGAAACCCGGUCUUUAAGGCAAUGGUUGAUCCCGAGACGUUGCUGCCCGAGCUACCGGAGCUUAUGACGCCUCAAAUGAGAGAUUUCCUCGAAGAAUUAGGUCUACAUACCGUUGUAAACCCCAAUGAUUUCAUUGUAUUUGCGCGAAAAAUAGAAACAAGAGCCAGACGCAUCACAGAUAAAAAUCAGCUGCGAGAGCUGUGGGACAAUGCAAAACUUUUGAAGAAUGAACUUGAUUCCAAUUCGAGCCUGCAUGAUCAAAGUACUCUGAGAAUUAUUGGAACGAUCAAGUUUAUUCCUUCCGUCCCAGUUAAGUCCGAACUCCUCGAUAUUUGCCCCGCCUACUCAGAAUCUAACGUUCUAUUUCAGGGCUCGGAGGCCUUUAUUGCAUUCCAUGGGUCAGUUGCAUCACAGUACAUGGAACUUGUCUGGUCAGUUUGCAAUGUAUUACCAAAUUGGGCCCUGCCGGUUGCAGGAGACAGGCACAUAGAGAAUAAAGCACCGGGAGUUACCGUUCACAGCUGUCUUGGCAUUGUAUCAGAGGAGCGCGGGAUCAUGGAGAAGGUGUUGUCCCACACGAAGCUGAUAUGCCAGUGCAUGGAAAAGAAGAACGCAAUUCACAAGGAGGACACAUUAUCAAAGGAAUUGAGGGUACAAGCUACCAGAGUCAUGCAAAACAUACUUGGACAUUUGGCCAAAUGCUUGUAUGGGUACAGGGGGAACAUAAGACAGGCUUUAUUGAACGCUCCAAUAUGCCCGGUAGAAGACGGACGUGUUUUUGUCAGAGCAGAUCAGCUCGUAUUGGACUUAGGAGAUGACGAUGAAAGCGCUCUCAAACCGUACGUGUUCAAGGCACCAAGAAAAUUUGGGGUAUUCGAUGACAUCUUUGUACUGUUGGGGGCACAGAAAAAAUGUUCCUUUGAUCAGCUUGCUAGAGUUUUAUCUGAUGUAGAGAAUGAUUGCGAUAGAGGGCAACUCAAGCUAAAUCCAAAUCAACAAAAAACUGUAGCGUGUGCCGUGAGGGGCAUUUUCAUAUUGUUGCGUGACCAGAAAGAUAAAUGUCAAAUAUCUGUUUCCAAGCUUUACUUACCUACAACAGACGACAUGCUGAAGGAGGCCCCACAGCUGUACUAUGCAGAUCACGAUGAUCUUCAGCAAAUGGUAUCUACUGGCAGUCGAAAGUUUAUGCUCCCCCCAAAAAAGUGUGGAUUUAGAUGUAGGAAUGAAAUAGUCCUCUUCAGCUAUCUCCCAGAAGGACUUCGUCCUAAAUUCUUAAAAGAUGAGUUGCAGGAGAAGCCAUGCCAUACCAAUAAGGACUGCAAGGAGGGACAAAAAUGUCGAUACCUGGCGAAAAUCAAGGAGAUGGUGAACUCCGAAGAGAUGACGGAAGUGUUGCUAAGACUGUAUCAACACCAGCUGAAAGAAAAGGAACUAUGUGAGGAGGAUGUAAAGCGUAUUGAAGUGUUGCAAAGCUUCAAUCAGAUUUGCUGUCAGGAAAAAUUGAAGGUCGGCUUCUACGACAAUAAUAGCAGGAAAGUAGCAGACCAAAGGUUUUCAAGAAAAGCUUUUUUGGACAGCAGUACAAGUACACUGUAUUUAGAGCACACCUGGCCUUUGAGGCAGCGCAUCAGUCAGAUAUAUUCCGAAAUCGCUGAAUGUUGCAACCACCUCUUAGGCGGUUUAUUGAAUGACAAGCACGUGGCUAUUCUGCAGAGUGCAUUGGACUGCCAAAGCCCUUGCGAGAUGAAUGAAGUACUCUCAUUGCGUAGGAUUCCACACUACAAUGAAGAACUCAUGGGACUUCCGUCUCAGUCUCAUCAGUCAGGAAGCAUCAUACCCCGUGAUUUGCGUACUCUCCUGAACGAUGACCCUUUUAACCGUUUUGAAAAGGGGGAGAUCGUAGGCUACAAAAGAACUCUCGACGAGACGCCUCAAGAAGACAGAUCCACAACGCGGAGAAAGGGGAAAAGGACAACAUCACUUGCCGCGUUUACCGAAGAAGAAACUGAAGUUGUCUAUGCAGAAAUCGUUGAUCAAGUUGGUAAGAGUGACGAGGGGAGUAUCCUGUCUAAACGGUACAAGAUUGAAAUCGGGAAGCAAGAACACAUCGUUGUAAGUGUGACAACACUGUUUAAAUUUCUGAAUGUGAAAGAAGCAGAUGACGGAGGAUCGUUAGCUAAAACCCUUCCAGAAGACCCCCAGAGAGACAGAGAACAGAUUGAGAGGGAAGUUAAGGAAGCCAUGGCGCUGCCCAGAGAAGAGCGAAAUGGAGUAAUGCACCGUCUGUAUCGUAAGUGGCAUCCUGAUAAGAACCCGGGUCAAGAGGAACGUACUACUGAGGCUUUUAAAUUCCUCAAACAGGAGAUAGAUCGCUACGAUUCGAAAAAACAGUACAGCCGCCAUUACACCAAAUGGGAAUCAGAGGUUAAUAGAGACAGGGAAGAAGCCAGGUGGUACCAACAGAUGUACAAUCAAAGUCGACGGAGGAGACGAAAUAGAGCGAGCAACCGCUACGUGCCACCAUCUUUCUCCAAAGAGAUUCCAGACCCACGAAGUGCACGACUGUGGUUCCGUCAGGCCAGGGAGCAUCUCACCUCAGCUGAGCAGACAAGUCAACUCCAAUCCACUCCGCAGCAGUGGAUAGCCUUCCAGGUACAUCAAGCAGCCGAGGUAGCUUUGAAGGCAGCCCAGUACAACCUCACCGGUCGUCCUAAUAGUCACAGUAACAAUCUUAGUGAAUUAUCAAGCACAGUUUGCCGACACCGCUAUGUCACCUCCAAUGAGCUAAUACAGCUAACAGAUGAGUUGGAACAGCUUGAUUGUCUUUUUAACAAUCCUCGCUACCCUGAGAGUUUGAGCUCAAAGACAAGUGGACAAGUGUAUCAGGGUUUCAGUAAAGAAAAAGCCUUAACACUCUGCACCCGUCUACUUAGCCUCGUACAGAGCAUCAUUGGAAUCAAGGAGUUUUAAAACUUAGGUGUUGACAGUGCAGUACAUUCUGUUAUAAGCAAUGUGUCUUUGUCUACCACCAACGCAUAAAGCCUUGCGUGUAUUAUGACGUUCCCUCCAGUCUGCCAUUGCACAUUAUGCCCAAACUUACAGCCUUUUACUACAUGUGCGUAAAUUCAAACUGGAAGUUAAUUUUCCUGUAAGACCUUAAUCGUGUUUUUGUUUUUUGUUUGUUUUUUUGGGGGGGGUUCUGGUUUGUUUAUUUGUUUGGUUGGUUUUGUGUGUGUGUGUGUGUGUUUUUCGUUUUCCGUUUCGUAGUUUUGUAAUCAAGUGAAUUCUAUUAAAGCUUUUUAUGUUCGCCUCGGGAGUAUGCAUAGAUAUUUGGGCAUGUUUUCGCAUUUUGUGACUCUUACAAAAAGUUUGAUGGGUUUUCAAAAUUAUUUUUGUUUCGAAUGAGGAUGGAUAAAUAUUGUCUGCGUAUCGCGUUACAUAAAUAUUUUAGACAUGUGAAGAUCAUCUCGAGGUUUAUUACAUAAGCAAAAUUUGCGACAUGUAAGUACUUGCUGCGAAUAAAAGGUAACGAUUUUCAGCAUUGGCGCAGACUUUAAUUGUUUCCAUAGACGGAGAGUGUUUUUGUUCUAUAUAUACUGGUGCUGGGGCUGAAGUUUGGCACAUUAAUUUUUGAUAUUUGUUUGGCAGUUUUUACUAGGCGUGUCAAUUCGGUAUUUGUGUUUUCAGCGCAGAAAAGUUUAUCAGGCAAUUCUGUUAGUUUUUAUGGUUAAACAUUAUCAAAAACUGCAACUUCAAGAGUAUUUUGAGUGAAUUUCUAGAGUAUGAGUGUCGUAGGUAGUUGAAGCCAAGUUUUUGCAUUUUGAAAGAUUCUGCUCAAAUGUUGUAUUGGAGCUCUAAAUGAUAAAAUAUAUAAAGCUAUAUGUGGCCUCUGCAGAGUACAAUUAUUGGAGUACAAGUAAUUACGGUACCAGUCUCGUCGACAUUUUCACGUGUUUGUCUUGGCUGUCUGUAUUAUAGCAAGAGUUCGCCAGGAUCUUCGGUUUAAUCCGUGUCGCAGUUUGACAUUCAGAAUGGAAAAUGUUACCAGCCCUAUUGAUUUUAAUCAUGCUAAAUGUUUUCAAACGAACCUCAAGCAAUGUACAUGUAAUACUCGUUGAGCCGUACUGUGUCAGAGGACUAUUUCUUUCAUAAUAAAAAGAUUGAAUAGUGUAGAAAAUGAUUGAAAUGUAGCAAAUCUGCCUUUUAACGACGAAAAGAUGUGCAUGUACUCAACCACCAUAGCAUCGGAAUGGUGAUAUGUUUUCACGACUUUCUGAAUAAUUGUAAUUCUAAACGGAAAAUGAAGCGAUAAAAGACUAUGAAUAGUUACCGGUAAUGGGUUCAAGAGUUAUUUCCCGUGUACAUCUUGCAAAAAGGUUAUAAAAGUUUGAAAUGAGGUUGUGAGAACUUAGAACUCGUAUGCGUGUUGUUGUGUUUCAUGACUUAACAUGAGUUUAACAGACGAGGUUCGGGUGCAACUUUGUGGAAAUGUCAACGAUGUAUCAAACACGUGAUUAAUGUAUAUAUUAUUUUGAUGUGUUGCGAUUUGCCUUAGUGGUUCUUUGAGUGAGCUGUGAGCUACUACCUGCGUUGUUAGCGAUAAACAAAAAUAUCUCUCAAGGGUAUACCGACAAUAUUAAUUUAAAGUAGUUGAUAGAUAGCCUUAAUCAUUUUAAUGUAGUAAAGUUUUAUAAUUCGAUUUACUCGUUCUUUCUUUUUUGCUUGUGAAGUAAUAGUCUUGCUUUAAAAGUGAUGAAAUAGUUUCCACCUUGACAAGUGCAUUUUCACAGAAAAAGUACAUUCCUCUACAAGUUACUUUCAAGAUCAUCAAGUUCAUUAUCAGAACAACCUUUAUACGUAAUGUGUUUAAUUGGAAUGUGAUACAAAAUGCGGGCUCCAACAGCCGAUCUUUUAAAGAUUCCAUAGCACUACAGAUGGUAUAAAGCUCUAUUACCGUAUCAUUCAAUGAAUAAACAAACAAAUUGUACACUAACUGUUUGUAUCAAGGAAAGUAGUGGGGUGAAAAAUUUCAUGCUAUAUACAAAAAGCAAAUUCCACUCAUUCUAUUUGUCUGACUUGCAGUGAUAAUUAAAAAUUUGAUCCAGUUAUGUUUUCAAAAACGUAUAAAUUUAUGUAUGUUGAAACAUGGAGUGGGAUAUGAAGCGAUAAAGAAUACAUGAAUCAUUAAUACCUAAUGGGCUUCAACGGUGUUUUCCACACAUCGUGCAUGGUGUGGGAAAAAUCACUCUAGAGCCCAGUUAAUGAAAACUUCGACUGAAGUUGUAUCGCGUGCAUAAUGUUUGCUUAAUGUGUCAUCGCUGUGUCAUGGACACUAUUAUACAAAUUCAUUCUAAAAACAAUCUGCAAGUGGUAUGAAUGGGUCUGUUUGAAGAUGCGUUUGAUGUAUUCUGCUUGUGCAUGGAAAAGUAUCUCUUGCAGGUGCGAAUUACUUAAAAAGUCAUCUCUUCCACGGGUAUUGGCUUUUUUAUGUAAUUCAAUUAAAUUUUUAUUACAAUUGUAACAACUCUAGAUGUAGAGUAGACCGAGCUUUGCAGAAUACAGGUAACCGACUAUUUGAUGGUGAAUUUAAAACUGAGAUUUUCGGUGAGUGAUUGAAUGCAAAUGCUAUUUUGCCAUCUUAUGGAGAUAUCAACGAUGUAUCAAGCACGUGAUUAACAUAUGUUAUUUGAUGAUGUAUGAUGACUUACGUCAGUGGUUCUUCAUGUAAGUAGAGGCGUCGUUGGCAUUGUGGUAUACCCACGAAACGAUUUAAAGUUAAAGUAGUCGAUGGAUAGCCCGCAUACAGUAGUUCAGUUUAAACACGUUCUUUCAUUAUUUUAAAUGUGAAGUAAUUUUUGCUUUAAAAGUGAUGAAAUAAUUUCAACCUUGAUAAGAGUAUCAUUCACAGAAAAGAUACAUUCCUCUGCAAAUUAUUCUGAAAAUCACCGAGGUCAUUGUCAGAAGAGUAUACCUUUUUAUACAUAAUGUGCAAAAGAGUGACGGUUGACAAAUUACACUGUUUGAUUGAAAUGUGAUAUAAAAGGUUUGCUUCAAUAGCCGGUGUUUUUUAAGAUUCUGCAGAACUACAGAAGGCGUAAAGCUCUAUUCACAUUCAGUGAAUAAACCAACUAAUUGUUUAUGUGUAUAUCAAGGACAGUAGUGAAUUGAAAAAAAUCAUGCCAUAUACAAUAGCAAAUAUCCAUGCAUUGUUUGACCUGCAGUGAUAAUUAAAAAUCCAAUCCAGUUAAGUGUUUAAAUUCAUGUACAAUUACAUGUAUGUUAAACAAUUCUACUAUUUUCACUGCAAGAAGUGUGUUUAAAAACAUCAUAGUAGUUCAGUUCAGUCAGAAAUUUGCAUGUGUGUUGUUUCUUAAUUGGAUAUUUCAGAAUGUUGAAGUUUUGUUUAGUGUGACGGAACAAUGUGGUUUAAAUUUAAAUAAUCGUAGAGAUUUAGUUGCAUCAUUACUAUCAUACCAUUCUUUUGAGUAUUUUUAAUCUCCUGUUAUCUUUAGGGAGUUGAUUUAACAAUACAGUGUUGAGUUUUGGUUUGCAGUGA
Molecule: messenger RNA, 16946 nt
Organism: Acanthaster planci (crown-of-thorns starfish)
Lineage: Eukaryota; Metazoa; Echinodermata; Asteroidea; Valvatida; Acanthasteridae
Product: sacsin-like
Source: RefSeq, a predicted model, not a curated record